Aspergillus heteromorphus CBS 117.55 is the source of this 3598-nucleotide messenger RNA. Its product is annotated as putative nuclear serine protease HtrA2/Nma111. The record is from RefSeq and is a predicted model, not a curated record. Gene Ontology annotation, biological process: proteolysis. NCBI's taxonomy places the organism in Eukaryota, Fungi, Ascomycota, Eurotiomycetes, Eurotiales, Aspergillaceae. The transcript is spliced from 5 exons. Bases 426 to 3467 code for a protein of 1013 amino acids. Gene Ontology annotation, molecular function: protein binding; serine-type endopeptidase activity.
GUCCUCGCCUGUUUGUCUUUGGGGGUCUCGUGAAUGUCUUGUGCCUGGCUCCACACCUACAGAAGGAGCCUGCUGCCUGUCGCUACUAACACAUCUGCUGUGAGUGCCGCUAUCACUCCUUCUCCCGCUGCGCCGCCGCCGCCGCCAUCGCCGCCUUUUGAUCCUACUACUUAUACGAGACUCUUUUCCAGCUCACCACCAGCCCCUGCAGACCUUUCUUGUCAGCUGCGUGGCCAUCCCACCCCCACCGUUCUAGCCGGUCCGCGCAUUGGCGCCCUGCUCGGACACUUUCUUUGUUAUCAGCCGUCGGAACGCCAGGUACUACCGCUAGCAUCGCCCUCACGCGUUCGACGCCCGUCCGCUCCUUCAGUUCGCUCGUUACCCCUUCUACGAAACCCCGUGGCCUUCGCUCCCCGAUAUCCCCGAUGGAUUUGAACGGAGAUGCAGGCGCAAAGCGCAAGCGUAGCUCAGUCGCCACGCCCGCCGAGCGGCCCGCCAAACACCUCCGUCCUGAAUCAAACGCAUUGACGCCCGGCGACUCGACGCCUGUGCAUGGGACCGUAUAUGACGUGGAGGACAAUGAGGACGCAGGGCGGGUGAUGCCUGUUGGGCCCGCACAGGCGGAUUCGCCGGAAUGGCAGGCCACUAUCGAGGGGGUCGUGAAGAGUGUCGUGUCGAUCCACUUUUGUCAGACUUGCUCCUUCGAUACGGACUUGUCUAUGAGCAGUCAGGCUACCGGCUUUGUGGUGGAUGCGGAGAAGGGAUAUAUCUUGACGAACCGACACGUGGUCUGCCCGGGCCCGUUCUGGGGUUACUGUAUCUUUGAUAACCAUGAGGAAUGCGACGUCCAUCCGGUGUAUCGGGACCCUGUUCACGACUUUGGGAUUCUGAAAUUCGACCCCAAGGCCAUCCGCUAUAUGAAACUGAAGGAGCUGAAACUGCAACCGGAUGCAGCUAAGGUUGGAUCGGAAAUUCGCGUCGUGGGUAACGAUGCGGGAGAAAAACUGAGUAUCCUGUCUGGUGUCAUUAGUCGGCUGGAUAGAAAUGCACCCGAAUAUGGCGAAGGCUACAGUGAUUUUAAUACGAAUUACAUCCAGGCCGCCGCGGCAGCGAGUGGUGGCAGUUCCGGCAGUCCUGUAGUGAACAUUGAUGGUCAUGCGAUCGCUCUGCAGGCCGGUGGUCGUGCAGACGGCGCGGCGACCGAUUACUUCCUCCCGCUGGAUCGGCCACUGCGUGCUCUGGAUUGCAUUCGCCGCGGAGAGCCUGUCACGCGAGGCACGAUUCAGACGCAGUGGAUCCUGAAGCCGUUUGAUGAGUGCCGCCGUUUGGGGCUGACGCCUGAGUGGGAGGCGACCGUGCGCAAGGCAGCGCCUACCGAAACCAGCAUGCUGGUGGCAGAGAUCAUCCUGCCCGAAGGCCCAGCCGACGGAAAGCUCGAGGAGGGAGACGUGCUCCUGCAGGUCAACGGGGAGCUGCUCACCCAGUUCAUCCGGUUGGAUGACAUCCUGGACUCGAGUGUUGGGCAGACAGUGCGUCUGCUGGUGCAAAGAGGCGGUCAGGAUGUGGAGGUCGACUGUUCUGUUGGCGACCUGCAUGCCAUCACGCCCGACCGGUUCGUGACGGCGCGGCUGUAUGCCAUCGCCGUCCGCGGUGUCUAUGUCUGCGAGGCCGCGGGCUCCUUCAGGCUGGAGAACACUCUGUCGGGAUGGAUCAUCGACUCGGUGGACAAGCGGCCGACUCGCAAUCUGGAUGAGUUUGUGGAGGUGAUGAAGACGAUCCCUGAUGGCUCCCGAGUGGUCAUUUCGUAUCGACAUAUCCGCGAUCUCCACACCCGGGGCACCAGCAUCAUCUAUAUUGACAGGCACUGGCAUCCGAAGAUGCGACUGGCAGUGCGCAACGACAACACCGGCCUGUGGGAUUUCUCGGAUCUUGCGGACCCCCUCCCGGCCCUUCCUCCGGUGCCGCGGAAGGCUGACUUCAUCCAGCUUGAUGGUGUGAGCCAGCCCGCAGCAGCGGAGAUCGUUCGCAGCUUCGUACGAGUGUCCUGCUCGAGCCCUCUGAAGCUGGACGGCUACCCGGGGGUCAAGAAGACUGGGUUCGGAUUGGUUGUUGAUGCGGACAAGGGACUCGUGGUUGUGUCGCGAGCCAUCGUGCCGUACGACCUUUGUGACAUCAACGUCAUCGUGGCCGAUUCGAUCAUUGUGCUUGCGAAAGUCGUCUUCCUGCACCCGCUCCAGAACUACUGCAUUAUUCAGUACGACCCUAGCCUAGUACAGGCUCCGGUCCAGAGCGCCAAGCUUAGCACCGAGUACAUCAAACAGGGCCAGGACACCACCUUCGUGGGAUUCAAUCAAAACUUCCGCAUUGUCGUGGCCAAGACCGCAGUCACCGACAUCACCACGGUCUCGAUCCCAGCCAACGCCACGGCGCCGCGUUACCGCGCGAUCAAUCUGGACGCGGUCACUGUGGACACCGGUCUCAGCGGGCAGUGCUCCAAUGGAGUCUUGAUUGGCGACGACGGAGUGGUGCAGGCGUUGUGGUUGAACUAUCUUGGAGAGCGCCAGGCCAACUCGCAUAAGGAUGUGGAGUACCACCUCGGAUUUGCGACCCCAUCCUUGCUGCCCGCUUUGUCGAAGGUGCAGCAGGGGGAGAUGCCCGAGCUACGGAUCCUGAGCAUGGAGAGCUACGUGGUGCAGAUGAGCCAGGCUCGCAUCAUGGGCGUUUCGGAAGAAUGGAUCGAGAAGGUGACGCAGGCCAAUCCGGCACGGCACCAGCUCUUCAUGGUGCGCAAGGUCGACUGCCCGCGACCGGGGUUCAACUCGACCGUCGACAGCUUCGAGGAGGGUGAUAUCAUCCUGACAUUGGACGGACAACUGAUCACCCGCGUGUCGGAGCUGGAUAUUAUGUACGAGAAGGAAACGCUCGAAGCACUCGUCGUGCGGAAUGGACAGGAGAUGCGGAUCCAGGUGCCGACGAUGCCGACCAAGGAUCUGGAGACCGACCGGGCCAUCGUGUUCUGUGGUGCCGUGUUGCAGAAGCCGCACCAUGCGGUCCGCCAGCAGAUCUCCAAGCUGCACAGCGAGGUCUAUGUCUGCGCCAGAACCCGCGGAUCGCCCUCUUAUCAAUAUGGCCUGGCACCCACCAACUUCAUCACGGCCGUCAACGGUGUCCCCACCCCGGAUCUGGAUCGGUUCGUCGAGGAAGUGAGCAAAAUCCCUGACAACACGUACUUCCGACUCCGGGCGGUGACCUUCGACAAUGUGCCGUGGGUGGUGACGAUGAAGAAGAACGAUCAUUACUUCCCCAUGUCCGAGUACAUAAAGGAUGCGACUGCUGAACCUUGUGGAUGGCGAAACGUGUCCCACAAGGAUCGAUACAAGGAUGGCAUUGCGCCGGAUGCGAACCUGAACCCGGAUGCCAUGGAGCAGGGGUUUGAGGGGGCGAGCGAUUUCGACGACAUGGAGUAAGAGGGUUGGUCGGUGGCUGUAUACUAUCAGAUUAUGUGCUGGAUCUGACAUGAACAUGGACAUGGAUAGAAUUGUAUAGGAUAUCCAAAAAUCGAAAAGUCUGGAGAGUCAUGUAUGUUGGGUCUCCGAAG